Messenger RNA from Nannospalax galili (Upper Galilee mountains blind mole rat), 2618 nucleotides. It is a transcript of the gene Las1l, whose product is annotated as LAS1 like, ribosome biogenesis factor. The coding region runs from base 197 to 2407 and encodes 736 amino acids. Gene Ontology annotation, molecular function: endonuclease activity. The transcript has 14 exons. NCBI's taxonomy places the organism in Eukaryota, Metazoa, Chordata, Mammalia, Rodentia, Spalacidae. Gene Ontology annotation, cellular component: preribosome, large subunit precursor; Las1 complex. The record is from RefSeq and is a predicted model, not a curated record. Gene Ontology annotation, biological process: maturation of 5.8S rRNA; maturation of LSU-rRNA.
UUCCGAUUGGUCAUAUUAUUUCUGGGAGGCGGGCUUGAGUCGGGGCCGUUCUCUGUUAUUGGCUGCUGAGGUGGCGGCCCUUUGGAGUGAGGGUAGCACGUUAGGCGACGGUAGUCGGGACGCCGCGAAAGCCGGCGUUCUUCAGUCUCAGCUCUGGUGGGAGUCCCGGACCGGACUCGGUCUGGUUCCCCCGGGGAUGGAUCGCGUGUGUCGCGCGUGGUUCGGGAAAUGCGUCAAAGAGAAAGGGUCGUCGCUGUUCUGUACCCGCAGUAUCGUGGUCUCCUGGCUCAGCAGGGCCGAGUGGGAUCAGGUGACGGUCUAUCUGUUCUGUGAUGACGAGAAAUUGCAGCGGUACGCGCUGAACCGUAUUACCGUGUGGAGGAGCAGGUUAGGCAACGAACUGCCUGUGGCAGUGGCUUCUACUGCUGACCUGAUACGCUGUAAGCUCAUGGAUGUAACUGGUGGCUUGGGCACUGAUGAACUUAGACUGCUCUAUGGCAUGGCAUUGGUCAGGUUUGUGAAUCUUAUCUCAGAGAGGAAGACAAAAUUUGCCAAGCUCCCCCUCAAGUACCUGGCUCAGGAGAUGAACAUUCCAGAUUGGGUUGUUGAACUUCGCCACAAGUUGACUCACAAGAAAAUGCCCCAUAUAAAUGACUGCCGAAAAGGUUGCUACUUUGUGCUAGAUUGGCUCCAGAAGACCUACUGGUGCCAGCAACUGGAGAACAGCCUGAGAGAUAGCUGGGAGUUGGAAGAAGACCGGGUAGAGACAGAAGAACAUCAAGAAGAAAGGAAUAAGAAAAUGAUUGUUGAGGAUAUCACAGAGCAGACACCAGAACCUCAGGAUAAUGGCAAAGGUGCUGAGUUGGGUGACAGAGUUGACGAAGACAAUAAAGAAACUGAAGAGGUGGAUCCUAAUCUAGAAGAGACUCUAAGACAUAAGGAGUUGUAUGAAAAAGCACGGGAUUUGCUGGUAUCAUAUGAAGAGGAGCAAUUUAAGGUGCUGGAAAAAUAUAAGUAUUUACCUCAGGCGAUUAAGGCAUGGAAUAACCUGUCACCACGUGUACAGUGUAUCCUGGAAAAGCUCAAGGCCAUUACGUGGGAGAAUAAGGAUGCUGUGCUGGAUGCUUUUCUAGAUGACGGUUUUCUUAUUCCCACGUUCGAGCAGUUGGCAGCUUUACAGAUAGAGUAUGAAGAUGUUCAUACUGAGGUCCAGAAUGGGGAAGGUACUGAUCCAAAAUCACACAAAAAUGUGGACUUUCAUGACUUCUUGGUGCCAAAGCCGUUCUCUCAGUUCUGGCAGCCCCUGCUCAGAGGCCUGCACUCCCAGAACUUCACACAGGCCCUACUGGAGAGGAUGUUCUCUGAGCUGCCGGCCUUGGGGGACACUGGAAUCCGGCCUACCUACAUCCUUAGAUGGACAGUUGAACUGAUCGUGGCCAAUACCAAGACUGGACGGAAUGCUCGUCGGUUUUCUGCAAGCCAGUGGGAAGCAAGAAAGAAUUGGAGACUGUUUAACUGCUCUACCACCCUUGACUGGCCCCAAAUGGUUGAGUCCUGCUUGGGCUCACCUUGCUGGGUCAGCUCCCAGCUCCUUCAGCUACUCUUCAAAGCCAUGGGACAGGUCUUGCCAGAUGGAGAGCAGGAGAAGCUGCUGCGCAUCUGUUCCAUUUAUACUCAGAAUGGAGAGAAUUCAAUGGCAAAGACAAGCUCAGGGUCCCCUCCCACUGGGAAAUGUCCAUACACAUUGGACACUAUGCAUCAGGACAUAAGACCAUUCAGUGCUAAUGGUGAAUCUGAUGAAAAGGUUCAACAGAAGGAACAAGACAGCCUUAAUGAAGUCAAGGAAGAGGAAGAGCAAAAGGACUUAGACGACCCGAUGGAGGAAGACGAAAUGGAAGAAGAAAGUGAUGACCUAGAAGAUGAAGAAGAUGAGGAAGAUGAAGAAGGUGAUGAAGAAGAUGAAGAUGAUGAGGACGAUGAGGAAGAUGAUGAAGAUGAUGAAGAUGAUGAAGAUGAUGACAGAAUGGGGGUGGGGCCUUUCACUACCAUGCAGGAGACCCACACUUUUGAGAAUGCUAGGCUCCUGACCCAGAAAAGAGAAGCUUUGCAAGGUUCAUUAUGGCAGUUAAACUCUGAAGAUGUACGAUGGGGCACAUUCCCUGUAGGCCGAGUGCCAGGUCAGACUGAGGACCCAGCAGAGCUUAUGCUGGAGAAUUAUGAUACCAUGUAUCUUUUGGACCAACCUGUGCUAGAGCAACGGCUAGAACCUUCAACAUGUAAGAAAGGCACUCUGGGCCAAAGUUGUGGAAGCAUUGGCAAUUGCAACAACAGCAGCAGCAACUUGGGGGGCCUUCUCUGGAACCAAGGACAGCUUCAUGGGCUCAAGGCUGGCCUGGAGCUCUUCUGAUAUGGCUGUCCUGAUACAAGUGUCCACUCAGACAAGCCAGUGUUAACAGUGCUGUCUGUGCUGUAUCAAAUACUCCAUGAUGCAGUGUGGGAGAUCCCAGAUCCACCACAUCAGUUCAACUUUUCACAAUAGUGGAAGUUUGGAAUGGUGGGGGAUUUUUUUCCUUUUUUGUUUUGUUUUGAAAAACAAUAAAGAGAAUUUUGUCAUGGUC